Molecule: messenger RNA, 1170 nt
Organism: Cyphellophora europaea CBS 101466
Lineage: Eukaryota; Fungi; Ascomycota; Eurotiomycetes; Chaetothyriales; Cyphellophoraceae
Exons: 1
Coding region: 1-1170 (389 amino acids)
Source: RefSeq, a predicted model, not a curated record
AUGGUCUUCACCCUGCUUGUUGCUGCUCUCGUAGCAGCCGGUUGUCUAGACGCUUCGCCGGUGCCCUCCAAAGGUUACACAUGCCGUGAAUUUACCGUCUCCCUACCUGUGGAUAAUGUGACAACCAUUGUGCCAUUCCUCCCGGAGAUCGAGUCCGCCGAACAGGCCACCUACUACGCUGAUGUUCUCACGACAAGACAGGAUUCUGACAGCCCCGCACCUCCAGUCGAAUUCUCAUCCAUAACCAAGACAUUCAGCAUUGUCGGCGACUACUGUACUCCAAGUAAUCCCGGACCCAAAGCCAGCACUGUCCACCUCCUCACACAUGGGCUUGGCUUCGAUCGCUCAUACUGGGACUUCUACCUCCCUUCCAACGCCUCAGACACGCAGUACUCAUAUAUCCAUGCUGCCACUGCUGCAGGCUACAGCACAAUCUCCUGGAACCGUCUCGGCAUUGAGCCUUCCACCAUCGGCAACCCGUAUACCGAAAUCCAAACCACAGUCGAGCUCGCCCUCCUCGCAGGCCUCACCUCCCUCGUCCGCCGCGGAGGUCCCGCCAUCACGGGCCUCGCCGGCCCACCCGACAAAGUAAUCCACGUUGGCCACUCCUGGGGCUCCAUCCUAUCCAAAGCCCUCGUCGUCCACGAACCCUCACUCGUUGACGGCGUCGUCCUGACCGGCUACACGGACAUCCAAGUGGGCCAAAGCCUCUUCCUCGCCAGUACCGGCUUCCACCUCGCCAAUGCCAACCAGCCCUCCCGCUUCCCGCCCACCGAAUACUCCAACGGCUUCCUCACCUGGCCCACCCAGUACGCCAACCAAUUCGCCUUCCUCGCCUACCCCAACUUUGACCCCUUGGUGCUCGCGCAGGCCGAGAGGACGAAAUACCCUUUCGCGCUCGGCGAGUUUCUCAGCGGCGCCGCCAUCGCAGGCAACGCUACGGAGUUCGAAGGGCCAGUGUACUACGUUGCCAGCGAGCUUGACACGAUCUUCUGCGCGAGUAACUGUACCGGUCUGGUGGGUGAGGAUGUGCCGGCUACGAGGGAGGCGUUCCCAGGGGCGGAUCUGAAGGUGGACAUCAUUGAGGGGGCGGGCCAUGGCUUGAACCUGCAUUAUGGCGCGGAUAGGGCGUAUGCGAAGAUUAUGGAGUGGGUUGCGGAGAAGUUCUGA